AGGAAUUGUAACAGACAGUAAUAUAUCGCCUAUUCAUAGUACUAACACGUCUAUGUUCAUCGAUGUUCCAAUUUUCGGGAUAUCCGUGCUAAUGCUUACGAGCUUUAUAUACAGCGAAAUAUUCGAAUUUUUCAUUUGACGAAAAUAUUUAUACCAAAGUUAAAAUAGCCCGGUACUUCAACAAGUUCUAGUCAUAGUUCUGUAGUAUUUUCUUUAAAAUAAAUGGCCAAUAUGUUAAUAAGGACUAGACAUCUUAAGUGCAAAACUAAAGUUGCGUUAAUGUUAAGGGUGACAUUGUUUUUUGCUAUUCCGUUUGCAUAUUUUGUGUUUAUGUGGUCUAUUAACAACAUAAAAAAAUAUGACGAAGCAAUUUAUUUAAAAUCAGAUUUUUCGAUUUCUUCUUCUCGUAAACUUUUGGGCAUAGUUGACAGCGACAGAAAUUGUACACCGGCUGCUAUUUUGGAAUUUCCACCUGAUGGAUUGACACGCUCACAGAGGCAACAUGGUUUUAUAUUAGUGCAUUGUUUGCUGGCAGUAUACUGUUUUUUGUUAUUGGGCGCCGUUUGCGAACAAUACUUCGUGCCGGUCAUCGACAUGAUAUGUGAACGUUUAAACAUGGAGGCGGAUAUCGCUGGAGCUACGUUCAUGGCAGCAGCCAGUUCAUGUCCUGAAUUAUUCAUCAAUUGCGUUGGGACGUUUGUAACCAAAGGCGACCUGGGAGUUGGGGCUAUAGUUGGAUCAGCUGUAUUCAAUGUACUAGCUGUUCCUGCGUGUUCCGCUCUCAUUGCUGGCAGGGUAAUAGACCUAGACUGGUGGUCCAUAUCUCGAGACUGCCUCAUGUACGCGGUUGCUGUUAUCACCCUAAUACUGACUCUUCUUGAUGACAAGAUUUAUUGGCAUGAAGCACUUCUACUCGUACUUAUGUAUACUGUAUACAUUCUAACGAUGGUUUUCAAUGGCUGGCUGGGUUCCAUAGCAAAAAGCGGCUGCUGCCUUUUUAAAAAACCAAAGUUGUAUACAGAAACAACACUUCUGAUAAUAAAAGAGAAACAACACUCUCUGGAUCCAUCUCGUCGCAUGUACUACACAAUACAUAGUAAUGUGGAUCAUGGAAUGGAGAUGACAAAAAGACAUAACUCUACAGGAUCAGAUAUUAGUAGCAAGAGCUCAAUUUGGUCUUGGCCGGACGAGAAAAAGUCUUCCUUGAAAAAGUGUUUCUGGGUACUGACGUGGCCUAUAAGCCUAUUGCUAUGGAUCACAAUUCCGGAUUGUCGGCGCCACCCUCGUCUGUAUCCUCUUACAUUUAUUAUGUGCAUCUCCUGGAUCGGUGGAGUGUCUUAUCUCAUUGCUUGGAUUAUAACGAUUUUUGGAGACACAUUGAAUCUACCAGACAGUAUAACUGGAUUGACUAUACUUGCGGCGGGAACAAGUCUGCCAGAAGCUGUUUCUAGUGUAAUAGUUACUGUUCAAGGAAAUGGUACAAUGGCUAUUAGCAAUUGUAUUGGAUCAAACACUUUCGAUAUCUUGCUCUGUUUGGGACUACCAUGGCUUGUGAAGUCAUUAUUCUAUCCUAUUACGCCUGGCAACUACUGGGUUUCCCUGAACUCAAGUGGUAUAUCGUAUAAUGCUAUCUCACUCUUAUCUACAUUAUUUGCCCUAUAUGGAUGUCUGGCUUUAAAUAAAUUUCAAUUGGAUUGGAAAAUUGGCACUACUUGUGCCAUAGCAUAUGUUGGCUUCUUGAUUAUUGCAACUCUCAUUGAACUGAACGUAUUUUUUGUAGUAAAUCUACCGACUUGUUUACACUGGUAAAUAAAAAUUUAUCGAAUACUAGUAGUGUAAUGUGAAAAAUGAAAUAAUUGUUGAAUAAAUCAAACAACUUUCAAAUAGUAAUUAAAAAUGUUGAAGUCGAAUUAUAUCGACUCCUCCAUUAUUAAUCAACCCAACUAAAAGUUGUAAUUCAUGUCCAGAUAUACGUCUAGUAACAUUAAUAUUUCAGCCAUUAUUUCAUUUAUAUAACUAAAACUACAGUUAUAAAAAAAUAUAUUUAAGAUACAAUAUAAUUAAUAUUUAUAUUAAUUUUUGCAUAUUUUUUUAAAGAAAAUUAUGUAUUUUUCAGUUGUUAACCCUUUUAAUAGACCUUCUUAUAAAAGUUCAUUAAUUAUUAAAUACUCGAAAAAAUAUUAUUAAAAAGGUAUUUAUGUUAAUUAGGUAUAGAAUAAAUUUACUUAUUUUAAUAAGUAAUAACAGAUAUGCUAUAUUAUAUUAAUUUUAAUACUUACAUCUAAGUGAUAUGUAAUAUAUCUUUUUAGAUACCAUUUAGAUGUAAAUAUUAAAGUAAAAUUAAACUAAAUUCUUGUUUGCUUAGUAAAGCUAAGUAGCUUGAGAAUUAAUUUAUUAUUAAUAACUUUAUUAUUGCACUAAUAUGCUUAAAGAUUAUCUUCUCAUCAAACAAACUUUCUCAAAGUAACGAGUCUUUAUAGAGAAGACUCGCAAGUUAACACGAGCAUUGUGAAUGACACAUCAAUGAUAUCCAGUAAUAUUUUCGUCUAAGCAAAUAUACCCACGAUUAUUUUCUAUUGACAACUGCUGUCAUUAUGAUGAAAAAUAAGUACAUAUUUACAUUUAUACCUAUUUGCAUGUAAUGUAAUGAAGUUUACUUCAACGUAUAAUUUUAUUGUAAAAAGUUUCGUUAAUACAUUAUUAAAUUAAAAUAUAAACAUAUAA
This is a messenger RNA of Galleria mellonella (greater wax moth), 2724 nucleotides long. RefSeq names its product sodium/potassium/calcium exchanger 3-like. The record is from RefSeq and is a predicted model, not a curated record. The transcript has 11 exons. The coding region runs from base 223 to 1809 and encodes 528 amino acids. NCBI's taxonomy places the organism in Eukaryota, Metazoa, Arthropoda, Insecta, Lepidoptera, Pyralidae. Gene Ontology annotation, biological process: intracellular calcium ion homeostasis; calcium ion transmembrane transport. Gene Ontology annotation, molecular function: calcium, potassium:sodium antiporter activity; calcium channel activity. Gene Ontology annotation, cellular component: membrane.